Messenger RNA from Cavia porcellus (domestic guinea pig), 3857 nucleotides. It is a transcript of the gene Elovl7, whose product is annotated as ELOVL fatty acid elongase 7. Gene Ontology annotation, biological process: very long-chain fatty acid biosynthetic process; fatty acid elongation, saturated fatty acid; fatty acid elongation, monounsaturated fatty acid. Bases 349 to 1188 code for a protein of 279 amino acids. The record is from RefSeq and is a predicted model, not a curated record. Gene Ontology annotation, cellular component: endoplasmic reticulum membrane; endoplasmic reticulum. The transcript has 9 exons. Lineage: Eukaryota; Metazoa; Chordata; Mammalia; Rodentia; Caviidae. Gene Ontology annotation, molecular function: fatty acid elongase activity.
GUGACGCGGCGGGGUGGGCGAGCCGCAGGUGGCACCCGCCCGCCCCCCGCCGGGGCACAGCCUGGUCGUCGGCGCGGCGGCGGGCACUGCUGGCAGGCUCGGCUCCCGCGUGGCUCCAACUCAUUUCCCUGUCUGAUCUGGAAAGGAUAGCUGUCUUCUUGCUAACCUUAGCUAUCAUGUUUUUGCUUAGCUAAUUCCAAACUUCAAGACUUUUGGGAUAGAAGAUCUACCAAAUAGAAGAAGUAUCCCUUGAGUGUCCUCUGUGCCUCUGUGAUUAUAAGAUCAUAAGCUGCAUGCUAUUUUGUUUUACUGAAGACUCCAUUAGAAGAACCAAUAAAUCUUGUGAAAAUGGUCUUUAGUGAUCUUACGUCAAGGACUGUGCGUUUUUAUGAUAAUUGGAUAAAAGAUGCUGAUCCGAGAGUUGAAGAUUUGUUCCUCAUGUCCUCACCUCUGCCACAAACUGUCAUCUUGGGACUCUAUGUUUAUUUUGUCACAUCUCUGGGACCAAAGCUCAUGGAGAAUCGAAAGCCCUUUGAACUCAAGAAAGCGAUGAUAACGUACAAUUUUUUAAUAGUGCUCUUUUCUGUGUAUAUGUGUUAUGAGUUUGUGAUGUCUGGCUGGGGGACAGGUUAUUCAUUUGGAUGUGAUAUCGUUGACUAUUCACAGACACCCAAAGCUCUGAGGAUGGUACACACCUGCUGGCUUUAUUACUUCUCCAAAUUUAUUGAGCUGUUAGAUACUGUGUUUUUUGUUCUGCGUAAGAAGAAUAGCCAAGUGACUUUCCUUCAUGUCUUUCAUCAUACCAUCAUGCCAUGGACCUGGUGGUUUGGAGUGAAAUUUGCCGCAGGUGGUUUGGGAACAUUCCAUGCCAUGGUGAAUUCAGCUGUGCAUGUAGUCAUGUAUACCUACUAUGGCUUAUGUGCAAUGGGACCAGCCUACCAGAAGUAUUUGUGGUGGAAAAAACAUUUGACAUCUUUACAGCUUGUCCAGUUUGUUAUUGUCACCAUCCACAUGGGCCACAUCUUUCUCAUGGAGGAUUGCAAAUACCAGUAUCCAAUCUUUAUGUACAUUAUUAUGUCAUAUGGGUGCAUUUUUCUGCUCCUUUUUCUUCAUUUUUGGUACUGUGCUUACACCAAGGGACAGAGGCCACCAAAAACUAUAAGAAGUGAAAACUAUAAAAACAAGUAAUACUAAAAUAUAACAUGAACCUGUGAUUGAGACUGAUACCUUGUCUUCCUUGACAAUCAAGAAAUAUUUACCUAUGCAAUGCAUUUUGUAUAUUUUUUCAAAAUCAAGAGCUUGUAUUUUUAUGGUAAGUUAUUGGGGUUUCUGAUAUUAAAUAGAGUGCAACACUCCCAGACAAGUCUUCUGAUUAAAGCCUAGAGCAGCUAGAAUUUUUCUCAGCUGCUUUCAAACCUAAUGAAAAGGUUUUUAUUUAAUACUUUUUGUUACAGUGAAGGGAGGAUAUGAAGUUGCAUAGUACUCUUCAAAAAUGUCCAGUAGAGAUGAAAAAUAUUAGAUAUUUUGAUCAUGGACAGAGUUCCAGCGAGUAUAGUAGAUUCCUUCUGCAGGGUUAUAGGCCUCCACCUGCAGGCUUUUGACUCUCACUUGUCAGCUGCACUCAGAAGAUGUUGCAUUUACUCUGGAGUUCAGUUCCCAUUCUAAAGAGCUAACAUGGGCAAGCAGUAAAUGAAUUUUUGAUAAGUUGUGAUUUAAAAUCACUAACAAUAAAUUUUAAUGGAUCUUUUGAAUAGCUGCCAUAAGUUUUGCUGAUAAGACUUUCUCACAACCCCUUUGUUGUCCAAACUGUUUUAAGGUAGCAAUGCUCUCUCUGACUACACUGAUAUACUUGACAUUAAGGUGAAGUUAACAUAUGUUGGAAACAAGAUGAUUUCUUUCGAUGGGCUGUUACAGUUUUACAUUUAAUGUUUUAUAUCUCUGGAAAGAAGUGAAUGUAUCAAUGAAACAAAUAUUGUGUAGUGGAAAAAGCCUGAUUAUGUCACUUUCUGAUAGUUUAGAGGGUUAUCUCAUUUAAAUAUAUGUUGGUUACACACUUAAAUAGUUACAUGACUAGCAUACCAUAGGUACAUUUAAAUCACAAAUAAUUUUAGGCCAAAUAUUACAGUUUCUAGACAGGAUUUGAGUAGUUUAUCACUCAGCAGAGGCAGGUGGUAGCAUAGAGAGUAUCUAGGGGAAUAUUUGAUUUUUAAGUAAGGGCUUCUCUACUUUGAGAAACUGACAAACUACAUUAUAGUAUAAUAUAUCUCUAGUAUUACAAAUACAUUGCACAAGAAAGUAUUUUACAGAAUUGUGAAUUGGUCUGGAUUUCUUUUUCCAGAUGUAUAAACCAUGUAAUGAAUGGCUGAAAUUCAAUAGGCAUAGGUUUUUAUUUUUCCUCUAAAGUUGCUACUUUCCAUAUUUAUUUGUUCUUAUGUUUUCUUAUUGGACAGCCAAAACUACUGAUCAGUACAGUUUUGUCCUAGAAAGAGCAUGGGCUGGGGAUUUAGCUCAGUGGCAUAAGCGCCUACCCGGCAAGUGCAAGGUCAUGAGUUCGAUCCCUGGUAUCAAAAAAAAAAAAAAAAAAAAAGCAACAUUUGGAAAUUUGUGGCUCUUGACUUUUCUCCUGUUAUGUUUAUACUCAAUUUUGAAGGGCUUAUAUGUGAAGGUUUUAAACAACUGGUACUUACGGCUCAGGUUAUUGUGUAACACACAGUGAUACUAGUUGUACAACAAAGCCUGUGUUUUUCACUAAUUUUAUAGUCGCUGGUUCUGUGUCUUUCUCCUACCCCAUUUUUAUAUAACAUAGCCUUAUGUCUUCACACUUACCAGGUUUAUAAGGCCAGUAAGUGAACUUUAGUGAUUUUAUUGCUUACAUUACAUGAAAACACAAGGGUUAAUACAUGGAGGAAUUUUCUAUUUUUACAAAAUAAAGAACAGGAGAACAAUUAAAAGACACAACUGCUUUAUUUAUUUCAUUGUGAAGUUCUCAGGGUUUCUUUAGUGUUUUCCUGUUUUAGCGCCUCAUGCCCAGCCUGUGCUAAAAUUAGGUACGGUAGGUGCUAUUAUACACAUGGGCAGUGUCUAAAGACCUAAGUAAGAAGAAGACCAAAUGGAAACAAAAGGAAGAGAUAAAACGGGAGUGUUUAUUUCUUUCUGACUCAAACCACUGAUAGCUCUGUGGCAGAAUACUUGCCUAUUAUGAGUGAGGUCCUGUGUUCGAUUCCCAGCCCUUCAAAGAAAGGAGGGAGGAAGGGAGGAGGCAGCGAGGCUACAGAGGGAGGGGGAGGUUUGACUUGCUGUGAACUAACAGCACAUGAUGAAACCACAUUCUCAGUUCUAUGAAUAAAAGUGGAGAGGUGGCGAAUUCACAUGAAAGUAAAUCACAAGUGACAGAGGCGCUGUCCAUGUAAACAUCAGUAGAUCAAAAUGAAUGUCACUAGAUACAGAAUUUGUGUGGGUGGUAUCAAAGGGUUUGGGUGGUCACGUAGCAUUUCUCUGGGUAUUCCAUCCCACUUUUCUGGACUUAAUGACUUCGAGUUUGCUUUCUUAACAAAAAGCCAAGCUAUGAAAUCUAAUUUGUUAUAUAAAGCUUUACGAAUUCUUGAGGACCUAUGUCUAUCUUGUAAAUAAAUGCCAAAUAAAUUUUUAAAUAUCUAACAGAGGCUGUCAUUUUAUAGUCCUAAUUCUUUAAGUAGAAUUCCUGAGUAUGAUAUAUUGUUUCAUAAUUAUAAAAUUUUGAGAUGAUAUUCCCUCAAUUACACCUUAUUUCAGUUGGUAUUUUAAAAACUGGAAAUUCUAUGGAGAUUGUCAAAGUUUGGGUUUGUUAUCUAUUAUAAUAAAUCUGUGGUGUCACAUAA